Molecule: messenger RNA, 6717 nt
Organism: Malaya genurostris
Lineage: Eukaryota; Metazoa; Arthropoda; Insecta; Diptera; Culicidae
Product: zinc finger protein draculin-like
Exons: 4
Coding region: 86-1687 (533 amino acids)
Biological process (GO): regulation of transcription by RNA polymerase II
Cellular component (GO): chromosome; nucleus
Molecular function (GO): chromatin insulator sequence binding; zinc ion binding
Source: RefSeq, a predicted model, not a curated record
CCGAAAAGAAUGUAUGAAUUGUUGUGAAAGUAAAUUUUGAGGAAAUACCGAAGUCGGAACAAGUUCCUUGUUUCGCAAAAAACAAAUGGAAAGUGAAGUUGACAUACAGAAUCUUUGUCGCCUUUGUGGCGAAGGAAAAUCACGGUUGCACAACAUCGACGUUCUCGAAAAGGAUAAAAAAUAUCCGCUUGGAAAAAUUUUCGCUGACAUUCUCCGGAUAGAGCGAAAAUCCGGCGAUGGUCUGCCUAAAAGAAUUUGUAAACCUUGCACCUCCACGGUCCUUCAGGUUUACAAAAUUGUUGAACAAUUCCGAGACACUGAUGUACGACUUCGUGAACAUUUGCAGAGUAUUAUCGAAAGUGAGAAGGUUGACAUAAAACCGACUUCUUUGGUAGAAAUCGAUGAUAGUCAUAUGGAGGAUGAACUAGUCAUCGAGCCUCCUGAGAUUAAAAAAGAGGUAUCGGAAAAUUUAGAGCAAAACAACGAAGAUAAAGGUACCGGAGAUGUGGGUCCAACUCGGGAAAGAAUAAAUUCUCCAGUUGAAAAAAGGAAAUCCUCAAAGAAAUUAGAUAAAAAUACACCUCGAAAAAAGAAGCGCCCCCUGAGACUACGUCUUAGUCGCCGAGAUUUGAAACAUCCGGGUCGGCCUCGUUUGAAUGAUUUUAAAUGCUACAUCUGUAAAAGCGAAUCGUUAGGAUCGGGGCAAGCUCUGCUUACUCAUUUGCAUUCCCACUCCGACCUGUUACCAUACACAUGUACGGAUUGCGUGAUGGAAACGGUAGUCAUUGAGGGUGUCACGACGUUGAAUAUUCAUAGGCGUAUGCACGAAAACCCUUACAAAUGUAACCACUGCGAUCGACGGUACACGACGGAAGGUAAUUUAACUUUACACGUGCAAAAUUUUCAUCUUGCGCAAAGUGCUCGCUGUCCUUCCACUUGCGAAAUAUGUGGAAGAGUUUACUCUUCCAAACAUGCUCUGAAAAUGCAUCAAAUGAUUCACGUCCAUCCGAUGACUUGUGAACAGUGCGGAAAGGCUUUUUCCCAUCCGAACAAACUUAGACGGCACAUUGAAAUAGCUCACGAAGGAUUCAAGCGGUACCACUGUCAAUAUUGUCCUAAAACGCUACGUUCGCUGGACGGCAUUCAAUUUCACGUUGAAAGCAAACAUUCGGGAAUACAACUAAAAUGCUCGUAUUGCUCCAGAAAAUGCAGUUCCAAGCUGAUGCUUCGAAGUCACGAGAAGAAACACGAAGACGAUCCCAAUUACAAAGCUCCGCAAAGCUGGAAGGAGUACUACGUACAGCUGGACGGUGCCGAGGAAGGUUUCUGUCUGUGCAAAAUAUGCGGCGUAAAGGUGAAGGCCAUCGCUUGGCACAUGAGAAGUGCACACUUUCAGACGGACUACAACUGCGAAAUAUGCGGAGCGGUUUUUAAAAAAAAGCAAACCUACGACGGACACAUUCAGGCUCACAUCUUUGGCAAAGAAUUCCGGUGCAUCAUAUGCGGUAGAGGAUUUUCCACCAAAGACCUGCUGCUGACCCACCUCAAAACGAAGAAACACCGGGAUGACCCGAUGGCACAGGAUUUGGAGUGGCUGGAUGAUCUGGCGGAGGAAAUCAAAGAAAAACGAAAAAGUAUUUCGAUUGAAUCGGUACCGGACGGAAAUUCCGGUUCGGGUUCAUGUUGAUUCGAUAAAAAAGAAAUAUCUCCGAGCAGGGUGAGUAAGAAGGAAACGUAGCGAGGUGUCCGUUUCAUUCAUUGAGUGGCAAUUCGGAAAAGAGGUUUCUGAUUCAAGCUCUGAUGAACACUGACACGAAAUCGACCCAAUCGAAAUGUUUACCUAACAAAAGGUGAUAGUGGAGAAUAGAAAAACAGAAUGGCACUGUAGAAGAGUAAGAUUUCAUGCAGGUUUUCCACAUAUGGGAAGUUGCAAUAGACGUGGAUACACGUAUUUUUAAGUUAAAAUUUGUACUUUCAGCAUAAGGAGUAGAUUUAUAGCAUUUCAAAUACGGUAAUAACGCGAAAAAGGAAGGCUUUUUAAAAUCUGAAAAGUGCUUGGUUCAUUACUUUGAUCCAUAGACUGAAAGUUCAAAAUCGUGCAAAUUUUAGUUUUUUCAAAUUUAUAACAUUCCCAACCAGUAAUGAGCAAUGAAUAUUAUUUCUUUUAACAUUCGUUUAGCGCUUAUCGGUCAGCACGUUUAAUCGUAGCAAACAUUGCGAGCCGAUAGGGCCGUGAUAGCUCCGUAGAGUAUAGUGAACAAAUGAGCUAAAUUCUGUGAGCGAAGCAUAAAUCGCUACACAUUCCAUAUCGUACUGAAACUUUUGAAGAUAGUUUUUUUAAGUUCUGUAUCUUUUGUGCAUGUUACAAAUAUAAUAUUUAUUUUUUUGUUAUAAUUUUUCUUUAAAUACUUUAUUAGUACUACUACUAUCGUUAUUAUUUUUAUACUAAUAAAUUUUUUGCCAGGUACUUUCUUUUAUUUUUGUUUUUUGCUUCUUGUGAUCCAAACAAAAUUUAAAUUCUUUACAAAUUGAUUGAUAUGAUACCGGAUAUGAUAGAUGAAAGUUCAGUUGAAUUUCAGUGAUUUCCGUUUUGCAUCGACUACCUUUGAGCAGGUUUGGUCUUUGCCAAAAAAUACCCUUGAAAUAAGCAAACGAUCGCUGACAUGAAAAGUUUCAUUCAUUCCAAUUAAGACGCUCGAAGCAACCGGGCACUAGAAAUAUAUUCACCCUUAUUCUGAAUAACUACGUAUUGAUUUUUCGAUCGAACGUGGUUGGAUCGAAUCCUAGCUACCUUUGAUUUUGCUAGCGUUAUCGGGAAUACUAGAGUGCCUAUAACCAGAGUGACGACAUCUCAUCCGUAAUUUUGGCAACAAUUCAAAAUAUUCCAUUAGCUGUACAUUGCAUUGACAGGUCGUUUGCUCGUUUGGAACUGGGAGCUGUCAUUCCAAACGAACAGCUGUCGCCACUCUGAUUAUAGUCACUCUAGGGAAUACAAAUGAAAUACAGUCGUAAAAUCGAUACGACGAUAUUUAUAAUAAGGGCGAUUGUUCUCUACGUUACCAGUUUUUAUCCUUUAUUCCGACCGGUCAUUUCAUAAGGUUAUGGGCUCUUCAGUGAAAGACGGUGCUGGAAUCACACAGCUGAACGGAAGCACUUCUGACUUGACAGAAACUUAGUUUUAUCCUUCCGCUCAACGAAAAUGGUUGUGUAUACGCUUGAGGAACGCGUGAAAAUAGUGCAGUUUUACUUUGAAAAUCAUGGUAAUGUUGCGGCAUGUGUGCGCCAAAAAAUCAUCUUCUCGGAUGAGGCACAUUUUCAUCUCGGCGGGUAUGUUAGUAAGCAAAAUUGUCGCAUCUGGGGGACGGAAAACCCGGACGUUAUCAUGGAGAAGCCGAUGCAUCCUCAGAGAGCGACGGUUUGGUGCGGAUUUUGGUCUGGCGGCAUCAUUGGGCCAUUUUUCUUCGAAAAUGAGGCAGGAGCCGCCGCCACGGCCAAUGGCGAGCGCUACCGCGCCAUAAUUAGCGAUUUCUUCUUCCCGUUACUUGAAGAGUAAGACUUGGACACCAUUUGGUUCCAACGAGACGGCGAUCCGUGCCACACAACCAACGCUACGAUCGAUACGAGCUGUGAUUUGACGCCGUUAGACUAUUAUCUUUGGGGGGCUGUCAAAGAUAAGUGUUAUGUGGACAAGCCAGAGACAAUUCAAGCCUUGAAGAACAACAUUCGUGCAGCCAUAGCUGAAAUAAAGCUGCAUACAAUCGAAAAUGUACUAAAAAACUGGACCGAUCGUAUAUCGUACUGCAAGGACAGCCGAGACAGCCAUUUGAAUGAAAUUAUAUUCCACAAUUAACAGGAAGGAUCUUACUUUAAUAUGAAAAAAUAAAUUUUGAAAUCGGAUGAACCGUUUGUGUUUUAUUGCAUGUUUAAAACAAAAGUUACAUGGCGGACCCUUUAUGAAAACUGGCGGUUUCGAGUUAAGCUCUUUCUGGAAGCUACAAGAAACAAGUUCUUGAAGAUGGACUGAAAAGCGAAAGCGUAGUCGGCAACGAGUGCCUGGGAAUCGUCUGGGAAAAAGAAAAAGCUCAAGCAAGGGUGGAAGGUGUUGGAAGACACUUUUGCAAAGAAAUCUGUGGAAAUUUGUACUAUGUCCUGAAGCAGUGAAGUCGUUGAAGUGUGAAUGGGUUUUCCGUAUCACGGAAAAUGAACGUGGAAACGUGAUUAGGCGCCAAAGCGAGACUGGUCGUGAAAGUGUACCUACAGGACCCUAAUAUUGACUAUGAAGAAACGUCUGCGCCGGUUUUGAAAGUGUCUACCAUUUGGAGUUCAACAGGGCUGUACAUUCCACCAAAUGGAUGUUAGGACGACGUUUCUGCAUGACGAGCUGCGUGAGGAAAUCUGCAUGGAUAUUCCUGUGGACAUGAAAACUCCUCCUAGAACGGUAUGUCGUUUACAGAAAUCGUUGUACGAGCUAAAGCAGUCUCCUCGCUGCUGGAACGAUAAGUUCAACAAUGGCACUUUGAAACUGGGAUUCGUGCGAUCUAAACACGACUACUGUCUAUACACUUGGUGCAGUAAAGAUGGAGCUGAUGCGAUUUAUCUUGUGCUGUAUGUAGACGGUCUGAUGAUAUCCGGUCGAAAACUCGAAACAGUUUUGGCUUUGAUUAAAAAGCUGCCUGACGUUUUUGCGAUGACGGAUUGCGGCAAAAUGAAAGCAUUUUCUGGGCAUCAAGAUGAGCUACGAUCAAUGAGGCUUGACAGACUGUAACUCGUCAACGAUCCCUACGGAGAAGAACAUAAAACUGGAAUCAACGAAUGGGCGAGCCCAUUAUGAAACCAUAUCGUGAACUUCUGGGAAGUCUCAUGUACAUUAUGAUGUCGACUCGACCUGAUAUCUGCUACCAGGUUGGGUCCUGGCGAACCCCAUUGGACCGCGUUGAAGCGGAUUGUCCGUUACCUUAAAGGUACCACGGACUUGGCGUUGAAAAAGUCUGGAGUGCAAUUUUGUUCGAGACCAUGUACUCUCUGGAAGAUUGUCGAUUGAAUCCAUAAAAGUACGAAUAAUCAGUUGGAGAACUGCGAAAGAAGCUGGGAGUAAGCAAUCGAGAGGGGAUGUAAGCGUAUUUGGAGAAACUGUGCCUUGCUCAUACGGCCAUUUCAAAAAUCAAUCGAGAUAUGUCAAAACUUGAGUAAAAUUCACUCUAGCUAUAAGUUCUCUCGCACUUGAUCAUAUAUUAGAGUAAACGAGUGUUCGAACAUUUUAGCGUUGUGCUGCUCAGUGCGUUGCCAUUCUCAAAACAUCAUCAAAAUCAAAGUACAUUCAGGCGGAGUAGAUAGCUUUUUGGAAGAAAACAUUGUUCACCUUCUCAUAACACCAUGUUGCUCGAUAAUGAUAGUAAUUACAUUUAGCAAUAAACUAAAGUUUACCAGAAUAUAAAUAUUACCUUGCACAUCCAGAACAUAAUUCUCAAGUAUCAUUUGAAUUUCAUCAUUAGCUGCGAAUUGACUAAUACCGUUUUCGCUUAUUGAUCAGAGCAGUCCGAGAUGUGACCCAGAGUCGCCCAAACAACUUUUGAGAUGUUUGUUUUAGCAACCUGGGGUCGCUCUAGAUCGGACUCCAAUCGCGUAGUUUCGCUCUGAAAAUUUUCUCGGGUCGCAUUACGCAUUAUGCAUUCAUGCGAGUUUGUUUAUUUUUUCUUUUUUCAUGAGUUGUUGUUCAGGGCGCGUACUACGUGUUCGUUUUACUCGGAGUCAGAGUCACCCGCGUGUAGGUUCUAAAACGAAAACGGUAUAAGCAAAAUCGAGCCCCUUAUCGAAAUGUUAGAUUAAUUACAAGAAAUGUAUUUGGUUAUUGUUCUGAGCAAAGCAGCAUUCCAUUGAAAAUGAAAUAUCACAGGUUUAUGUAAGAAUUGGUCGUUUAUAUUAUUUUCCCUUUGAGAACAACACAAAGUUGUAGGACAUAAAUAAAAGCCAAUUUCGUCAUUUUUUUUUUGAUUUCAUGCAGUAGGGUAACAGAGGUAUUUUGGUCACUUCAUAUAUUUCGGCCCACCUUUGGCACAAACUUUAGGGAUUUAACCGAUGUUAAGUAACCCAUGUUGCAUCAAUUUGAAGCUAAUCACAUUCAAUUACCUAUUGCGGAAGGCUUUUUCAAAGAUAUUCCAAUAUUUGGUGGAUAUUUUAACAAAGUGGGCAAAAAUAAAAUAAAUUCUAAAGUUGGCCAAAAUACCUCUGUUACCCUAUUUCAUUUUUACUAUUUUUUUUAUAACUUUCGUAGUGUUCCAAGAAUAUUUUAGAAGUCAUCCAUCCAUGAAGUAUUUUAAAAACUCUCAAUUUCGGAUAUUCGGUCUUACCAACUAGUGUAACAUUUCAUUUUUCCACGUGUGACUGAAUAAGUACUGAAUAAGGGUUAACUAACACGUGUUACGGUAUAUGGAAAAUAUUUUAAUUAAUAAUUUUAAUAACGUUUUAUUGAUUUUUCCGAAGAUGAAUCUGUUCAGCCAUAUUUAAAUUUAAAUGAAAAAGAAUCUUGCUCAAUGCCUGCUGUUAUUGAAUUACUGUAAGAAAGAAAGGACUACCAUUUCGUAAACAAAUUUAAUACAUACCAUAUUUUCCAGUGAACUAAUAAAAUAUUAUUAAAACGACAUUCAUAAUGAUCAAAUAAGCUGUUGGUGUAUCGGGUAAAUAUUUGUGAGCCUAGCAAAUAUAAAUUUAUAACAUUUA